UAUGCCUUAUGUCCACACGAGGGCAACAACAACCCAUGUAAGAAGCCAAGCCAAACUGACGCCAACAAUUCACGACUCAAGGGCGUCGCGGCAACGCGCAGUCCGUCAGUUAUUUGUGAAACAAGGGUAAGAAAGCGUCUGAGCCGAGCACAGUCUGCGCAGCCCACACGUGUUACCGUUAAUCCGGCCAGGCAGCUUACUUGGUAUUCGCCUCUCCUCUCUUGACUCGAAGCCCUUGUGAGAACGCGUAACUCCCUCCAUUGGAAAAAUAUAACGGAAACUUCGGGGAGGGAAAGAGGCGUGAAAGCAUGAAACUCCACAGUCUCCGUAUUUUUCUACCUUUCCUUUUGGUCUGUACUGUCUACGUAGUUAGUGGAGACUACUGUGAGGUGGACCAGUGCCAUAAUGGAGCCACCUGUGUGACAGGCAUUGGAGAGGGCCCCUUCAUCUGCAUCUGUGCUGAGGGCUUCACAGGGGACACCUGUAAUGUCACUGAAAACGGGCCCUGUGUCCCCAACCCCUGCAAGAACGACGGGGUGUGUGAGGUGAUCACCAACACCAGGCGUGGGGACGUGUUCAACGAGUACCUCUGCAAGUGCCAGCCUGGGUUCGAGGGCCCACACUGCCAGAUCAUCUCCUCCACCCAUGUAGAUGUGAAUGACUGUGCUGGGGAUCCCUGUAAGAAUGGAGGCAAGUGCAGAGAUCUGGACGGAGACUACGCCUGCUUGUGCCAAUCUCCAUACGUGGGCAAACAGUGCCAAGUUCGUUGUACAGCUCUAUUGGGGAUGGAGGGGGGCUCCAUAGACGAGUCUCAGAUCACGUCCUCCUCGGUGAGCUUUGGCAUGCUGGGCCUGCAGCGCUGGGGCCCAGAACUCGCCCGCCUCAACAACCAGGGCAUCGUCAACGCCUGGUCCUCUGCCCCGCACGACAAGAACCCCUGGAUCGAGAUUGACCUGCAGAAGAAGAUGCGUCUGAGUGGCAUUAUUACCCAGGGGGCUAGUCGCAUGGGGGGUGCUGAGUACAUCAAGGCCUUCAAGGUGGCUUACAGCUUCGAUGGGAAGACCUAUGCCGUCUUCAAGACCAUAGGCCAGAGGAAGGACAAGGUGUUUUCGGGGAACGUGGACAAUGACGGAACCAAGACCAACAUGUUCGACCCCCCCAUCGUAGCCCAGUACAUCCGCGUGGUGCCCGUGGUCUGUCGCAAGGCCUGCACUCUUCGCAUGGAGCUGAUUGGCUGUGAGCUCAAUGUAUACUCAAAUACGGCUGGAUGCUCAAAUGCACUUGGCAUGAAGUCCCGGCUCAUCUCCGACGAGAAGCUGUCCGCGUCCAGUGCUUUCCGUACCUGGGGGCUGGAUACCUUUACCUGGCUACCCCACUUUGCCCGUCUAGACAAACAGGGCAAGACCAACGCCUGGUCAGCAGCCACCAACAACCGGUCAGAGUGGCUUCAGGUGGACUUGGACAGUCCGAAGCGCGUCACAGGCAUCAUCACUCAGGGGGCAAAGGACUUUGGGGUCGUUCAGUUCGUCUCGGCCUUCAAAGUGGCGUUCAGUGACGACGGCUACACUUGGAAGGUGCUGAAGGAUCCCAACACCAGGACAGACAAGAUAUUCCAGGGCAACAUCGACAACAACACUCACAAGAAGAACGUGUUCGACCCUCCGUUCUACGCCCGCUUCGUGCGUUUCCUGCCGUGGGAGUGGAACGAGCGCAUCACCGUGCGUAUGGAGCUGCUGGGCUGUGAUGAGUAGAGAGGCCUUUCCUCUGCUCUCCCCCCUCCGCUGCUCCCUGAACUCACACCAGGCUGGAUUCACACCACAUAGACCAGAGAGUGGGGCCCUCGCAACCCAGCUCCACUCCGUCUCACAGCCUCCUCAAAGCCUCAUCUUAAACUCAGCCGCUUGGUAGAUUGGCCAUAAUGCAUAUAACUGGGGAGUUUCAGGGAAGCAAAUAAUAGUCAGUAGAUAAUGUCAGAAUUAGACUUUGCCUUGAUUGUUAGGAGGGUUUGUCCAUAUCUUAGAUAGAGGCAAUCAUGCAAUCAUGUACAAACCUGUAAGUGCUGAUCUUACACUGACGCAAGCAGGUGGAGAUCAUUGUAAGAUAACAGGUCAGCUAUUUCAUUGGAAUUGGUGUCAGUACUCAUAAAAUACAAUCACAAGCUUCCACCAAUUUGUAAUGAUUGGUUACCAUAUUGAGUCUUCCCAAUGAUGUUAAGAAAGAAUGCAUUGGCCCAGCUAAACCAAACCAAAUAAGAAACUUCCUCGUUGUAUUAAAUGUAUCCAUGAUGCAACAAGGUCUGGAAAACCUGAAACUCAAGGGUUGUGGAACACCAAGAUCUCGACACUCCAUUAAACUUGUACUUGGUUAAUUAAAGGCCGAGUCUGCUUCAACAGAACUCUCACCUAGUUUCCCUGGUCAUCGCUGGCCAACACGACUGCUGUUCAGCAUGUUAGCUUUGAGGCAUUAGCUGAGUGAUAUGUUUGCUCGCCUUAGCUAAUAGGAAGCAACAGAGUUCAAUAAAAUUAAUAUUAAAUUUAAUUUGCUUUGGAAAUGAAAAGAAUCUUAUAUCAUUGGGCGACAUUUUUCCUGUUUUUCAAACUAUAAUGUUUGUCUGAAUCCUCCAUGAAUGCUAUCUAUUUAGGCUGAUACAUGAAGACAUAUCUGCACUGCACUGACAAAACCAAUGGGCAUGUUUCUGAGUGGAUCCAGCCUCACGAGGGAGCUCUUUCAUGCAAUUACACUGCAGAUUUAGCUUGAUAGUAACCACAUCUCAUAGCUUUAAUUAACCUGGCUAUUGAUUACUGCACUGUUCUUUGCACUAGGACCAUCACUGGACGCUCCUUCCUAUUUAACACAAGCUUAUUCUGUUAGGUUGUAUUUUUUAGGCUUUUGUUGAGUUGUCCUGAUUUCACAUUGAUCUUGAUCUAAUAUUGUACAAAAUUACGCCUUUUUUCCUGCCAUAAAUUGACAUUUUUUGUUAUUUAGUAGUAUUAAGUUGUGUAUUCUUGUGCUUCUAUCGGUUACUUGAUGUGGAAUGCAGAUUUGUAAUAAAUUAUGGACCAUUUUGAUGUACUUUAA
Molecule: messenger RNA, 3078 nt
Organism: Alosa sapidissima (American shad)
Lineage: Eukaryota; Metazoa; Chordata; Actinopteri; Clupeiformes; Clupeidae
Product: lactadherin-like
Exons: 11
Coding region: 309-1751 (480 amino acids)
Molecular function (GO): calcium ion binding
Source: RefSeq, a predicted model, not a curated record